This is a messenger RNA of Bursaphelenchus xylophilus (pine wood nematode), 4973 nucleotides long. Lineage: Eukaryota; Metazoa; Nematoda; Chromadorea; Rhabditida; Aphelenchoididae. The record is from the annotation of a GenBank genome assembly.
AUGAUGACCCCAUUACAAGCGAGGGAGAAUAUUACCGGCCCAAGAGAGGGUAAUGUAAAUAAUGUAAGCAAAAAAUUAGUAUUUUCAUGCACUUUGUAAAUAUACUGAUAAUGUCCGUAAAAAGAAAAUUUCCUAUUCUAGUCGAAGCCAAAUGUAAUUCUCAUCGACCAGUCGAGGAAUGAGCCGUUUACCGCGCGAAAUGGUCUGCGCAAUUUGCAGAGGCAUUUCCGCAAUCAAUGGACCUUUGAGAUGUAAGUUACAGACCUCAGAAUUUUGCAAAAUUUUCUGUUCUUCAGAAAUGAAGACGAAAUUCUGGAAACGACAUUGGAAAAGUGCAAGAUUUUGCUGAUCCCAGGCCCUAAUGGAAAGUUCUAUCAGCAGGAGGUGAGCUAUACGAAAAUUAUGGGAUUUUGACGAUUUAGAUUGAUGUAAUUCGCAACUUCAUCAACUCCGGAGGAAGUGUGUUGGUGACUCUUGGAGAAGGAGGCGAGACUUCGGCCGACACGAACAUCAACUACUUGCUGGAAGAAUUUGGAAUUGUCUUUAAUAAUGGUACGUUGCCAUAAGAUUUUGAAUAUAUUCUCUCUACAAGCGAGUAGUAUUUCUUGUACUUUCAUAAAGUGCAUGGACAUUUUUUCCUAGUCUGCACGGUGCACAAAUACCUCCAAUUUUUUGCACCGUGCAUUCAUCUUUUUUGGCGACGAGCAAUUCUCAAAUACAGCUCAGAGUCGGCGCCAGGAAAUAGCACAAGCCCCAAAAGAGGAAAAUAAAAAGUCCAUGCACUUUAUGAAAAUAAGUUUGAUUCCCUAAAAAGCUUUUGUUGUAUGGAGGUUCACUGUGCCUAAAAUUAAAUUUUGGGCCCAUUAAAACAGUUAUUUCUAGACAGAUUCGUUGUACGGAGGCUCCACUAAAUCGCAAUUAUUAUAAAUUACCGACUCUCUGCAGUAAUAUAACCACUUUUCUUUCUAGACUCCGUCGUCCGAACAGUCUAUUAUCGCGGCUAUUUCGACCCGAAAGAGGCGCUGAUCUCGAACGGUGUGCUCAACCGUGGGUUGGCGAUUGCAGCUGGCAAGAACCCAACCAACAUUGUUAACGAUGGGAAUAAUAAUCAGUAAGCUUAUGGUCAACCUUUGCAAGUUUUUUCAACUUUAGAGCUCUCUCAUUCGUCUAUCCGUACGGCUCAACGCUGACGGUUACAAAGGAGACGAUUCCACUGCUGUCCACGGGAUCAGUGUGCUUUCCGAUGAAUCGGCCGGUCUGUGCCGCACGAAUUACCGAGGUGAGACGACGAUUUUGAUAUCAGUCUGUCGGGAAUAUAAUGAGCAGAAUGUCGCUGCGCCGAUUGCGUCGCUGAAACAAAAAGAAAUUUUAGUUUACCGCGACACAAUUUAUUUUCUUGAUGCGAUUUUGGAUACGGCAGAGUGCUCAUUAUUUUCCCGACAAACUAAUAUAUACUACGAUCUAGCCCUCAUGACACUACAAAAGUCUUUUUCUUGAUGGCGAUGUGAUCUUUGAUGCUUCAGAGCGCCUGUUAUUUUCCCGACAGACUGACCCAUCACAGUCACAAAAACAUUGUCAAAUGACUCGGCUUCUUCACGAAGCAGACUCUUUGUCGCGGCGUUGCAGCGACUCGUUGAAAAUGGCUUUUGUCGCGCGAUAUUUUUCUGUUGCACAGUCAAAAAAUGGGGCUUUUUGCAAGGUUCGGCUCCGCUGCAUAGAUUUUUUUCUACCUUUAAAAAAAGCGUAGCAAGAAGUUUGGUAAGACUUGUAAGUGAUAAUGUCAAAGUUCCUUUGUAAAAAAUACAGUAGCAUAAAAAACAUAUGGAACGGCUCUCGGUUCAAAAAAAAGCGACUACUUUCUGAGAGAUGAAGGUAUUUGGCGGUAUUUGCAAUGUCUCCUGGAAGUAUUAUAUUUCGUCGCAUCCUUGACCACUGGGCUUUGACUCGAAUUGUAGUCUAUUUCAAAACCAAAUUUGACCUCUCUUUAUCUCAUUUUUUUUGGCCUGUGAAAGAUAGAAGAUAGACUCUACAAUUCACACAUUUUUUUCAGAAUGGCGGAAAGAUUGUUGCGCUUGGCUCCACGCACCUUUUAUCCGACGCGUACUUUGAUGAGCAAGAGAACGCCAAAGUUGUGGUAAGUCCAUCUUCUAUCCCCUAGCUUUUUCAAUUAUGACGUCAUCAAGGUUGUCAGCAGAGACUGCCACAGUCAAAAUUUAGGCUCCGGCUUUUGGCUCCCAGAGCCGGAGCCGAGGCCAAAUUUACAGCUCCGGCUUCCGGCCCCGUGCAAAAUUUUUAAAAGGCCUGCGGCUCCGAAUCCCGGCUCCCGUGUAAAAAAAAUUAAAAAAAAAGGAGCCAAGAGCCGGCUUCGGAGCCGUGACAAUCUCUGGUUCAGGUAAUCACCACCUUUUCAGAGCGUUCUCCUCCGUUUCCUCUCCGAAGAUCUCGAACUAAACCGGCUGGAUAUUGAGGCGCCCGAUCUGGCCGACCCACAUACAAUCCCCGACAAUCUCGCUCUGUCCAAACGUUUCAAGGUCUGCGUUCAGGAAAGCGAUGUGCAACAGAAUUUACCAGUCGACUUUUCCAAAAUCUUUGAGGGCAGUAUCAAAUCGCUGGACUUGAGCAUGUGGGCUGAGUGUAUAAAGUAAGAAUUAUGCGGCAAAUGAAUUGGUAAAAUACGCCACGUCAGUCUCCAAUUUUGCCAUAACAUUACAGCUCACUUUGCUGACUAAUUCCGUUGUUUAGAACCUAUCCAAAGCUCAGCCUAAAGCAUGAACCGCUGACUCUUGUUCCGCCAGUUUUUGAGUGUCCUCAGCCUCCGUUGGAGCCGGCAGUAAGUCAAGCGGGAUUAAAUGUUCAAUAGAUUUCUACAGGUGUCCCAAAAAACGGAAACCUUUUUUCCUGAGGGACUGACACAAAAAUGUUUAGAUGUAGCCGAAGACUAUUGUUACUACAAAAUUCUCCGUGCUUUUCUGUCCCAUCGCCUUCGAUUUUCAAGCCUAUAUCGAUUAAACGACAUGUUUUUUGUUUGAAUUUCAAACGACAACAAGGGUGGAACAUGUCAUAAAAAAUGCUCUAUGUUGCUGAUGAUGACUUUUCGUGAAUUUUGAUUCUCCGGCAAAAUAUGGCUAUAUGUAAAAACAAGUUUCCAUUUUUUGGGACACUCUGUAUUCCAAUAAUAAUUUCAGGUGUUCCCUCCAUGCUAUCGUGAGCUGCCCCCACCGACAUUGGAACUGUUUGAUCUGGAUGAUGCGUUCUCUUCUCAGGAGGCCAGACUGGCUCAAUAUACCAAUCGUUGUAAGGAAAUGGGGGACUAAUGUCUGUCGGGAAAAUAAUGUGGAUUUGUCGUGCUUUGGAAUCGCCUAUUGUCGCUUCGAGACGGCUAGCCGCGGUUGGAGAUUUGAUGACCAUGCGAGAACAAUUUUCUACGACAAAUCCACAUUAUUUUUCCGACAGACUGAUAUGUAUACGAUGAAAGAGAGGCUGAUAUAAACUAACAGCCGUUUUUAUAUCUAGUCUCUAAAUUUCAUUAGGCUCUCAGCUAGUUGAUUACUAUUACACUAGACUGCAUCAUAUCUUUAUCUUUGCAGGCAACCCCAAAGAUCUCGACAGCUACAUCAAGGAAGUCGGCAACCUUCUGGGGAUCACUGACUCACUCUCACCCACAAAAAGAGGGCCAAAAGACAUCAUGGAGCAUGUUCUUGUGCAAAUGAUCGAGUUCAAACGGUUCAAUUACGUAAGUCCUUGCAACAAACACAGCAUUUGGUUGUACAGGGUGUUCAGAGAAUUAUGGAAAAAACUAUUCAUUAAUAACUUUGCGUUCGGUGGUCCAAUCCGAAAAAUUUUUUUUGCAUUUUACAGAAAAACCUUGGAGUUUUUAGAAUCUAAAAUUUUUUUUUUCUUUUAUCGGCGGAGACUUCCGUAAUCCGCGUUGAAUUCGGCGGAGUGUUUUUUUCACAAAACAAGGCUGUAAAUCGUUGUAUGUGUAAAGAAAAUGGGCGGAAAAGGAUUUAGAAGAUACAAUGUGACAUUUCUUUCAAAUUUCUGUGCUUCGGCGGAGACAUUUUUUAACCUCGGCGGACGAUUUUUCUUCGAAUUUGGGGGGUCAAAAUUGGCUAAAACCAAAGCGUAUGGUAUCCCAAGUGGCAUGGCGCCUAAAAACGACUUAUUACGUCUUCAGCCGGCUGGCAGAUGAAAAAACGGCAAUGCGAAAAAAAGAUUCGAAAAAAGAUGAACGUAUUUAAGAACUUAUGCAAAUUCAUCCGCCGAGCAUCCGCCAAUAAGAAGAAUCAUAUUUUUGGUUGAUCAGGGCCGUAUAAGACCUACAACUUUAGUUUUCUCAUCAUAAUUUUUUAAAUGGGUUAAUUUUUUUCUCCGCCGAUUUCUCCGCCGAAUUACCUUUUUUUCAUCUGCCAGCCGGCUGAAGACGUAUUAAAGCGUUUUUAAGCUCCAUGCCACUUGGGAUACCAUACGCUUUGGUUUUAGCCAAUUUUGACCCCCCAAAUUCGAAGAAAAAUCGUCCGCCGAGGUUAAAAAAUGUCUCCGCCGAAGCACAGAAAUUUGAAAGAAAUGUCACAUUGUAUCUUCUAAAUCCUUUUCCGCCCAUUUUCUUUACACAUACAACGAUUUACAGCCUUGUUUUGUGAAAAAAACACUCCGCCGAAUUCAACGCGGAUUACGGAAGUCUCCGCCGAUAAAAGAAAAAAAUUUUUUUAGAUUCUAAAAACUCCAUAGGUUUUCUGUAAAAUGCAAAAAAAAAUUCGGAUUGGACCACCGAGCGCAAAGUUAUUAAUGAUUAGUUUUUUCCAUAAUUCUCUGAACACCCUGUAUAAACGACAACAGCCUAGAUGUUUUUUUUUCAGGAAGACAACGAUCCCCACAUCUUCGCUCCGGACGAUCAGACCAACAUUUUCGAGCAGCCGCCGGAUGGGGAUUACUUUUCGGACAUCGACGAAUAUGAUGACAUUAUUGAAUAA